Messenger RNA from Ahaetulla prasina, 4509 nucleotides. RefSeq names its product peptidylprolyl isomerase like 6 (gene PPIL6). Gene Ontology annotation, molecular function: peptidyl-prolyl cis-trans isomerase activity. The transcript is spliced from 8 exons. Lineage: Eukaryota; Metazoa; Chordata; Lepidosauria; Squamata; Colubridae. The coding region runs from base 47 to 952 and encodes 301 amino acids. Gene Ontology annotation, biological process: protein peptidyl-prolyl isomerization. The record is from RefSeq and is a predicted model, not a curated record.
AAGUGUGGUGGCUGAAAAGCAAAGAAGAGAGAAAACUUUGUGGGUAAUGUGGUCGAAGAGCCCAUGUGUUCAGUCCAUAAAGCUUCAAGAAGUGGAGGUGGUGGGCCUGCUCACCGAACCUUCCUUUCACAUGGCAGCACACGCAGCGGAGACCCUUAGCAGAAAUUUCCCCACCAAGAUUGCUGAGCCUAAAGUACUUCCUUUAUUGCAGUUUGCAUGGGAUGAAUAUCUACAAGAAAAAAAGAAGGAACUGAGAGGUGAAACAUGGGAAUAUCCAUCCAAUGUGAUGUGUUUUGUUAAUGGCCAGCUUCUUGGAGAUGAAAAAAUGCUGCUGAAAUGGGCUUAUGAUGUUUGGGAUUAUAAAGACUUUAAACCCACAGCACUUUAUGAAGCAAUUACAUCAGAUUUCCUCACAAAAUACUUAAAAGCCAAAAAGCAUAUGUUUGUUUUCAUGGAAAUAGCAGUUCAGGAAGUUUCGAUUGGAAAAUUGCUCUUUGAGCUCUAUUCUGAUAUCUGCCCCAGAACAUGCCAUAAUUUCAAGUGUUUAUGUACAGGAGAGAAAGGAUACUCUGAGUCUGGACUGGCACUCACUUACAAGGAUUCAAUUUUUCAUCGAAUUGUAAAAAAUGGCUGGAUACAAGGAGGAGAUAUAGAUGGUGGAAGAGGAAAUGGAGGUGAAUCAAUAUAUGGACCCGUGUUUGAAGAUGAAAAUUUUGCAGUUCCCCACGAUAAGAGAGGGAUUCUUGGAAUGGUUAACAAAGGACGUCACACCAACGGGUCCCAAUUCUACAUCACAUUACAAGCUGCACCAUAUCUGAACACCAAAUAUGUGGCUUUUGGACAGGUAAUCGAGGGCUCAGAAGUUCUCCGGGAACUGGAAUUAUCAGAGACAUUCAAUGAGAGACCAGUGCUACAAUGCAGAAUUAUUAAUUGUAAUGUUUUUCAGCCAUGAUUACCGUAUACUGUGGAUGUUAAUUUAAUUUUAUUGUAGAGUGUAGCUCUGUUCUGAUCAUAUGACUUGUAGCAAUUAAAAAAGUUGACAAAUAAAAAUUACUUUUUAAUUUUUACCAAAGAAUAAAAGCACUUAUUGUCCUUUUCAUUUCCAAAGUAAAAUACAGUCAUGUGAAAAAGAAAGUACACCCUAUUUGAAUUCUGUGGUUAUAUGUCUAAGGACAUAAUAAAAAUCAUCUGGUCCUUAGCAGUUCUUAAAACUAGAUAAAAUACAGCCUCAGAUAAACAACAACACAUGACAUACUACACCAUGUCAUCAUUUCUUUUACAAAAGGAAAGCCAAAUGGAGAAGCCAAGUGUGGGGCAAUCAUGUGAUGUUUUGCUUAAUGAUUACUGCACUUAAGUGAUGGAAUUGCAAUUAGGGCCACUAAAAGAGGACUACCUGUAUGCAUAUCAUAUGCUUGAAUAUUUUGGGCUGUAAAAUAUUAUGGAUAGAUGGCAGCAGAGCUCCCCACAGCUCUUUUCUGCUAUCUAGUUAUCAACUGGUUUCAGCAGCCGACAUCUGAUGGCUUUACCUUUGUGAGCAGUAUUUAUGUGUGUGCUGCAUGAAUGGAUGGGUGCCUUCAAGUCAGUCUUGACUCUUGGUGACUGUCUAGUAAGUCCCUGUACUUUUCUUGGUGAGAUUUUGGAAGUGGUUUGCCAUUCCCUCCUUCCUUCCAUCAGAGAAUGACAGGCCGAAAGUCAUUUGGCACUAGCGUUGUGCCUAAGGUAGGACUAGAAUUCCUAAUAUCUCAGUUUCUAGCCUGAAGCCCUAACCACUACACCAAACUGGUUGGUACGGCCUGUGGGCUGGAUUUCUUUUUAGCCCAGAACAGACUGGAUUCAGAAUAUUAUCAUUCUAAGCAAGUAAAUGUGAGGCUCUGAGUGGUAUUAUACUUUUAGGAGGAAAUAAGGCACAAUGUUGUACCAGUUUUGCCCUAGCAUGAAAUUCUGUGUUAUCAUUUACUAGCCAAACAUUCAUCUCACCAACAAAGGAUGCCUUUUAUCACCUGGGUUGAUAACCGAGUGCCACUUUGGAUCUCCAUAAUGCUGCUGUCAAAGCACAACUUGCAAAUUACUUAUUUAGAACUUUUAUAUAGUGUCCAAUAAUGUGACUUUGGGUGGUCAAAAAUACAAAAGAGGAAAAACACAUACCACUAAAGUGAACUAAAAUGUUUCAAAGAUGAUCAGAAUUAAAAGAUAUCUCUCCAUUGUUCCACAUUGUUCCAAUCAGUUGUAUACCCAGCAAGCUAUCAUACAACAUUGCAUACGAUAGAGACGAACACAAAAAGAGAAGUCUAUAAUACUUUCAAGAUGGAUAAAGUUUUGGAUUUAUGUUUUGGACUUGCUGACUCAAGGCGAAGAAACUACUGAGUUUGUUGCUAAAUCACAUGUUAGAUUUUUAAAGAUAUCUACUGAAGAUAAAGAUGUUAUGACAAAAUACUUGAUUAAUCUGAACUCGAGUUAAAAAAUCUGUAAAAUAGGUCAAGAUAGCUGAAGAAUAUACUGAGUAAAUAAGAAAAUUGUGAAAGACUGAUCUGAGAUUCUAAAAAGAGGAUUUUCUACAGACUGAGUUGCUCAAAGAGAAUUAGAUGUGUUUAACCAAACCGAAACAAAUUCAUUUACUAUUUUAACACUAGCAGGCAUUUCAUUAGCCAAUACAAUAACAUUGUUUUCUUAUGCAGGAAGCACUAAAGAGAUUCUCUAAUUUUAAUAUUAUCAAAUUUUAUUAUUUAUCUUGAUGAGAAUCAGAAUGAAUUAUGAGGUAUAUUUGAUUGAUUCAAAUCUAAAGCUAAACCAAAUGGACCUCUGAUUAAACUGGUAAAGAAUUUAUUCAUCAUAACAAUUCUUAAGCAUUAGUGAUCUGCCACCUUUUGUAGCUGAGUGCUGGAUUUGAGCUUUGAGUGGUAAGGCCAAAACAAAAUUAAUAUUCGGAUUAAUUUGUAUUAAAUUUUAAGUACAAUUAAAUAUAUACUAUUACUUCUUAUACUGUAUAUUUAAUACAUCCCCUUUAAAUCAACAUUACAGCUUGAUGACAAUGUUUAAAGAGAUUCUUGGAGACUGGUCUUAUUAUAUGUGAUUUUAAUUUGUGAUAAUGAUGAGUAGGUAGAAAUAUUAUGGUCAAUCUCAAAUGUGUUGUUCAAAAGGCAACUGGACUGUCUGGAUUUUUUCACUGAAGAAGCUUCUUGGAUGAGGAAGGAAAAAACCAAGAGAUCCCAGUUGUCUUUUGAACAACACUUUUGGGACAACCAUAACCUGGAUAACAGAGAAACUCCAGACAUUAUGUGUUUUGUGUUAUCAUUCUCAUCCAGUGAUGCUUCAGGAGUGACGUACUACCAAAUUACUGCCCUUUGGAAGAUAAUAUAUUUCAAUCUACAGGUUAAGAAUUGAUUGGGCUUCAGAUUCAUAUUAUAUUACAGUGGUUGAACUCACUAUUUCCCUCAUCAGAUUUUAGGAAAGACACUACAAACACGAGACAAAGUACUCCCCAAAACAUCCCAAAUCUGUAUCUAUUUCAGAUUAUAGAAUGCAUGGAGGUUUUUUUAUGCAAAAAAGGAUGGGAAAUUGUCUCAUAUGUAGAGCAACGAUCCUUCUUAAGGAAAGGGCAGGCAGUAAAACCAUCAACUUAACCUGCUAAACCUGUUCAACCACUAGUUCUUAAAUGUUCUUGUUAAAAUGGGAGAGGGAAUGAAGGGAUAUAUCAAUUUAGCAAUGUAUAAAAGAAUGUUUUGUUUAGUAGAGGUUAAGAUACCAUAGAUCUAGAAAAGGCUGUUAAAUAUCUCGCUAAUAAAGCAUGCUUAUGAUAUUUGUAAUCAUCUUUGUAACCAAAAGGCAUUCAAGGUGGAUAAAAGUUAAGUCUUUCUUUCAGGUAGUCCUUGACUUAGGACCACAAAUGAGCCCAAAAUUUCUGUUGUUAAGUGAGACAUUUGUUAAGUGAGUUUUGCCCCAUUUUACAACCUUUCUUGCUACAGUUGUUAAGUGAAUCACUGCAGUUGAUAAGUUAGAAACCCAGUUGUUAAUUGAAUCUGGCUUCCUCAUUGACUUUGCUUGCCAAAAAGUUGCAAAAGGUGAUCGCAUCCCCUUGGGACACAGCAAUGGUCAUAAGUAUGAACCAGUUGCCAAGCAUCUGAAUUUUGAUCCCAUGAUCAUGGGAAUGCUACAAAGGUUGUAAUUCUGAAAAAUGGUCAUAAGUCACUUUUUUCAGUGCCUUUGUAACUUUGAAGGGUCACUAAACGAACUGUUGUACGCCAAGGACUACCUGUACUGUUUCAUUUUGUGUACAGUAAUACCGAAUUUUUGCAAGAGUGAAAAAUAAAAUGUAAUUUAUUAGACACCAAAGAAGGACCAAAGAUGCCCGAACGUCUGGAGGGAAAUUACGUUAACUUUGGCUGACAAUUUAUCUUCCAAGUCACACCAAUAUGUAGGGUGGGGUGCGAGUCCCAAAUUCCAAAAACAAUUUUCGCGCAUAUCCCAAAAGUUUUUUCCUUAAAAAAGAGUAUUUUUGAUCUCACGGUUUUA